This is a messenger RNA of Cladocopium goreaui, 1841 nucleotides long. The record is from the annotation of a GenBank genome assembly. NCBI's taxonomy places the organism in Eukaryota, Dinophyceae, Suessiales, Symbiodiniaceae.
AUUUAUUGAGCUGCGGUCAUUGAAGCAGGCAGCAGGGAAGAACCCUCCUUGGGAGCGGUUGCAACAGUGGAGACCCGCCUUGGGAGAAGGUCGAAUUUCCUUGGUUCACCCGACUCUGACGUGCUGGAGAAAUCUUAGGGGAAGAAAGGAGUGAUGUCAUACCCUCCACCCAGCUAUCCAGGCUACCCACCAGCUGCUCCAGCCUACCCAGCGGGAUACGAUCCAAGAAGUGCGGCGUAUGGGUAUCCUCCACCAACCGAUCCAGCUGCUCCGCAGGCUCCAGCUGAUCCCUAUGCAGCGUAUGCUGCUGCUUAUCCACCGCAACCCCAAGCGGCCCAGCCUGCACCCCAAGCUGCCCCACAAACAGCUCCAGCAGCACAACCUCCUGCCGCUGCCCCAGCACCAGCUGCACCAGCACAAGAUCCAUAUGCACAAGCGCAUUAUGACUACUACCGUCAGUACUACUCCCAUUACCCACCGCCAGCACAACCAGGUUACCCUCCUGCAGCAGCUCCAGCGGAUCCGCAUCAAACCCAACAAACACCUCCAGCCGGCCACCCUCCGCCCCAAGCACAUGCAGCUCCACCAACUUAUCCACCCGCAGCUGCACAGACACCUCCAGCCCAUGGGGUUCCACCAGCACAACCAGAAUAUCCUCCUACAGCAUAUCCACCGCCAGCCUAUCCAGGCUAUCCUGGAUAUGAUCCUUCCAGACCACCAGAUCCUUAUGCACAUUAUGCUCACUAUCCACCGCCUGCAUACCCAGGCUAUCCACAUCCACCACCAGGCUAUCCCCCAGCACCCUAUGCUUAUCCACCCCCAACCCAUGCACAUCCACCACCCCACGUUCCACACGCUCCCCCUCCGUCAGAUCGAGAUAGGGACAGGGAGCGAGACAGAGAUAGGAGGCCACCUUCACCCCGCAGAGAUCGGAAACGACCAGCGCCCGAAAAAAGACCUGAAAAGAGACAAAAAAUUGAGCCUGAUGCACGGGCCAAACUGUACCAGCACCUCCAGCAUCAGAAGGGCUGGAGCCUAUUUUGGCUCGAGGGCAUUGAUCCUCCCACCAGAGCCAGUAGCAAUUCAAAUGUGACGAUGCUGAUUCUCUCAAAAGGUGCCUCUGGACCAGCUUCAUCCUUUGGUUUCCUGAUGGCUGCCUCGCGGCAACCGCAAAAGCAGAAGGAUCGACAGAGAGAGUGCAUGAAAGAUCUUCUGGUUCAAGUUGAGCAGCUCUUGGCUGGAAAAUCAGAGGCGGAUCUUCGCUCCUGGUGCCAGGUGCAUGAAUCGCAGGGUCCCAAUGGAUCAAAUGGAUCCACAGAUUCGCCGGAGGACCUCGAAAAAUUGAAGACGACCAUUGCCAAUCGACUUUCUUCCACCGGCAGCAAAUCAGCGGCUGUGGACUUGCAGAUAGCCAGUCCCAGCUCCUGUGUGAUUGUCUCAGCAUCAUCUUUUGAGGAAACCGAGUCUAAGGAGGACGAGAAAUCGCUGCCAGAUUUGGCGGCCAUGAAUUUCUUCUCAGCUGAUGCUGCAGCUCAACUGGAAGAGGCUCAUAGACUGGGCGGACUUCUACGUUUGCAAUGGCACUUCGCUGUGGUGAAAGCCACCAGGGAGAGUAAGGAUGAUAAAGACAGCAAGGAUCAGUCUCGGCCGUUGGCUUUGGGCAUUGGCUUUGCAACGGAUGAGGCGUUGUCCAAGGCCAGAGCAUUGCGCGCGGCAGAGGUCCGUGCUGAGGUUCUCACCGAGGCGAUGUUCUUGAAGACCCAGAAGUAAACGGUUUCUGGACUUCUUUGAGAUGGACAAAUAUUUGGAGAAUGAGCGCGAGAUGAAGUUGAGUCGAGUGC